UUAUUUUUUCAGGCAAAUUUCUUGAUACACAAUGGUUGUUCAAUUCACCUCGCAGCAGGAGAAGGCCAUCGAGCAAGCCUUCAACUCGAUCGACACCGACCACAGCGGCAGCAUUGACCGCGACGAGCUCGGCACUGCCGUCCAGAAGCUCCUCGACCGCAAGGUGACCGAUGCAGAGGUGGACGAGAUGCUCGCCAAGGCUGACUCUGACCGAAGCGGCAGCAUCUCGCUUGACGAGUUCAAGGCCAUGAUGGCCGAUCACCUGUCACGAUCGACCAACUGGGGCAAGUUGCGCACUGCGCUUGGCGGCUAUGUUGGUUUUGACCAGCUCCAACAGCAACAAAACCGCAAGGCCAUGAAGCGUGGUUUCCAGUUCAACCUGAUGGUUGUCGGCGAGUCUGGCCUCGGCAAGUCGACCCUCGUCAACACGCUCUUCCGAAGCAAGAUUGCCCGCUCGACCCUUGCCGGUGCUGAGGACGCCAAGAUCCCCAAGACGGUGGAAAUCCACUCUGUCUCGCACGUCAUUGAGGAGAAGAACGUCCGCCUUCGUCUGACUGUCUCGGACACCCCCGGAUUCGGCGAUCACAUCAACAACGACGGCUCGUGGCAGCCCAUCCUCGAUCACAUCAACAAGCUCAACGAAAAGUACUUUGCCGACGAGAGCGCCGUCGUCCGCAACAUUGCCCCCGUUGACUCGCGCAUCCACGCCUGCAUUUAUUUCAUUGCCCCCACCGGCCAUUCGCUCAAGCCCAUCGACAUUGAGUUCAUGAAGAAACUCGACAAGUCGGUCAACAUCAUCCCCGUCAUUGCCAAGGCUGACACGCUUACUCUUGAGGAGCGUGCCGCCUUCAAGGAGCGCAUUGUUGAGGACCUCGACCAGCACGCCAUCAACGUUUACCCCAACGUGAACGAGGACGACGACGAGGAGGACAAGGCUAUCAACUCCAAGCUCAGCGAGCUCUUGCCGUUCGCCGUCAUUGGCAGCGACAAGGAGGUCAUUGUCAACGGCCAGGGCGUUCUUGGCCGCAAGACCAAGUGGGGCUUUAUCGAGGUCGAGAACAAGGAUCACUGCGAGUUCUCCAACCUCCGCGACAUGCUCAUCCGAACCCACAUGCAAGACUUGAUCGAUGUCACCCACUUCACUCACUAUGAGAAGUUCCGUGCUGCCAAGCUGCGUGGUGGCGCACCUGCACCUGCUGCUGCCCCCGCACAGGCUGCCGCUCCCAAGGCCGUCGUGAAGGUUGGCGGCAACUCUGUUGCUGACAGCUCAAUCUAAGCGAACAUCAAGUAAAAGAAAAAAACUAAAGCCUUGGCUGAUGUUAUUUGGUCCCCUAUUCCGAAUGGGGUAUGAUUUCAGCUCGGUGACAUGCUGUGUUUUGUUUUUUGGUUUGUUUGCUUUUGAUCGUUUGGCUUUCUUGUGUGUGUGUGUGUGUGCGUGUGUGCGGUUUUGUCUCUUUCUGAGUCUGCUGGUUUUUUUUUCUUUUCUUUUUUUUAUUAAAAACAAAAAAUCGAGUCACACAACAAAA
Capsaspora owczarzaki ATCC 30864 is the source of this 1526-nucleotide messenger RNA. RefSeq names its product septin 9. Lineage: Eukaryota; Filasterea; Ministeriida; Capsasporidae. The transcript has 5 exons. Gene Ontology annotation, molecular function: GTPase activity; calcium ion binding; GTP binding. The coding region runs from base 32 to 1276 and encodes 414 amino acids. Gene Ontology annotation, biological process: cytoskeleton-dependent cytokinesis. The record is from RefSeq and is a predicted model, not a curated record. Gene Ontology annotation, cellular component: septin ring; cell division site; microtubule cytoskeleton.